Messenger RNA from Rhopalosiphum padi (bird cherry-oat aphid), 1119 nucleotides. Its product is annotated as very-long-chain (3R)-3-hydroxyacyl-CoA dehydratase hpo-8-like. The record is from RefSeq and is a predicted model, not a curated record. Lineage: Eukaryota; Metazoa; Arthropoda; Insecta; Hemiptera; Aphididae. The transcript is spliced from 5 exons. Gene Ontology annotation, cellular component: endoplasmic reticulum membrane. Bases 261 to 965 code for a protein of 234 amino acids. Gene Ontology annotation, biological process: fatty acid elongation; sphingolipid biosynthetic process; very long-chain fatty acid biosynthetic process. Gene Ontology annotation, molecular function: 3-hydroxyacyl-CoA dehydratase activity.
AUCGUUGAUUCGCUUUUCGCUUGAGUGUUUGACGUUUUAUGAAAUUUGUACAGUUGUAACUUUUAACUCGACAGUUGCUUGUUGUCGGUGACUCGGCGUAUCGUGUACGUUGUAUAAACACCAAAAACCCGACACUGUGUUGAUCUCAUUCGUAAAAAGAUUGUGAAAUUUGCUUAGUUUUAAAAUUUAUUUUAUUAUUCUUCUUAUUUUUUCGUUUAAAUAAUUUUUUAUUUUCACUUAACGUAAUACUGUGUUGUAUAAUGGCGGUGACCAAGGGAAAAACGAACAAAAAAAUUAAUCCGGUAGUAAAUGCAUAUUUGUUUGCAUACAAUUUCAUCCAAGUCUUAGGAUGGAGUUAUUUGUUAUUUCAAAUCGUUAAUUUCUAUAUGAACCCACCCAAAUCUCAAUCAUUGUGGGACGUCGUAAAGUAUACAGUUGGAAUUUUCCAAAACGCAGCGUUUAUUGAGAUUUUCAAUGUAGCUUCUGGUUUGGUGAAAUCAAAUUUGGCAGUUACUACUCAACAAGUUCUGUCUCGUGUAGCCAUUGUUGCUGCUAUAGCAUUUAUACCAGAGACAUCGGGCUCGCCUGGUUUACCAUUAGCCUUAACUGCUUGGUGCUUUGCAGAAAUUACCAGAUACUCAUACUAUGGUUUCAAUAUUAUUGGUUAUAUCCCUUAUCUAAUUACUUGGGCAAGGUAUACGUUCUUUUAUGUUUUAUACCCAGUUGGAGUUAGUGGUGAAUUAUUAGUAUACUGGACAUCAUUAGGAUAUGUAGGAAGAACCAAAAUGUGGAGUAUUGAAAUGCCUAAUAAAUUAAAUAUUGCAUUUAGUUUAUGGACUGCAAUUGCCAUAGUUAUGCUGGUUUAUAUACCAUUAUUCCCUCAAAUGUAUAUGCAUAUGGUAUACCAAAGGAAGAAAACACUUGGAAGCCCAGAAACCAAAAAAGUACAAAAAAAAGUUCAAUGAUUAAUUUAUUUGUAUAAUAUACAACUGGGUCUAGGGUCUUGUUAUUUUUUGUAAAUUUUUGCCGCGUCUUUGCCAAUUUUUUUAUAGACUGUUUUAUAUAUAAAAUAUCAAUUAAUUAUUAUAAAUAAUAAAGCAUUAUUUAUUGUUUAAGUGA